AUGAAGCGCGUUGAGAAUGAAUAUCACUCUUACUGGCCAAAGCUGCUCGUGCUUAUGAAAUGUUGGCCCAUUCAGCGUCCAAUCGUUAUUCGAGAGGGAUAUGUUUCUACCUUAUUCUAUCUCCAUUCCCUGGAGGGCUUCCGCGGGAUAAAAUUGUCAAUAAGUAUUUCCCGCUCUCCGGGUAAGUCUGGGGAUGAAGCUAAUGCUGUCAUAUUCUGGAGUAUUUUAGGAUCAUCCACACCUCCCGCACCUGUUGGAUCACAGACACGUAAAACAUACUGA
Phycomyces blakesleeanus NRRL 1555(-) is the source of this 282-nucleotide messenger RNA. RefSeq lists its product as hypothetical. The transcript has 2 exons. The coding region runs from base 1 to 282 and encodes 93 amino acids. The record is from RefSeq and is a predicted model, not a curated record. NCBI's taxonomy places the organism in Eukaryota, Fungi, Mucoromycota, Mucoromycetes, Mucorales, Phycomycetaceae.